Molecule: messenger RNA, 2294 nt
Organism: Humulus lupulus (European hop)
Lineage: Eukaryota; Viridiplantae; Streptophyta; Magnoliopsida; Rosales; Cannabaceae
Exons: 6
Coding region: 748-2154 (468 amino acids)
Source: RefSeq, a predicted model, not a curated record
AUGAAAAUUCUUACUCAAAUCAAGGGGCAAGAUUGACUGCGACUCUAGCCUCCAUGAUCGACUAUCUUCCCCACCUCCGACCACCAGCGUCAGCUCUGCUCAAGACGUCUAUCUUUCUCUCUCUCUCUUCGAAUUUGCCUUGUAGACAUUAUCUCAUGACCACCAGUCAUGAAGUCGACGGUGCCGCUGACCAAUCCAUCUGUCGAAUCAACGGUGCCAACAAUCGUCCAUCCCUUUCUCAAUCUAACUCCCUUGCUCCAACGAUGCCUACGAACCUUCCUUCUCUCUUCUCAGUUGAGCUUCACGACGUACAAGAUGAUCCACUGGAAGACGGAAUCGAGAAGUGAGCCUUCAACUUCGUUACUCACUCCCGCGUCGACUUUGUCUCUCACAUCACUCAUUCAGUUUGAUGUAGCCGCCGUCACCAACCUCUCUCUCUCUACUCUCUUUUCUCACCAACCUGUCCAUCUCUCUCUCUCACUUACACAGCAUCAACGAAGGCAGGCGGAGGUGGAUCUCGGACCAGACGGCAAGCGGAGGUGACUCGGUUGUGACUCUCGGACUCAGAGGCAGGCGUGGAUCUCGGACUCAGAUUACAGAGAAGAGGAAGAAGAAAUUGAAAUGCUUCUGGAAAACUAUCUCCAAAGUUUGCAGAACGUGCAUAUAUGAGAAGCUCUCGGAUAAGGAGGUCGAUUACUGUCCUGUAUGCAAAAUUGAUUUGGGCUGUCUUCCAGUGGAGAAACUCAGAUGGCGAUUGAUAAAAGUUGGACGAAAUUGAGAAAUCGUGCCUGUGAUGCUUAUUGGAUUGGUCUCCAAAAUUUCAUGAAUAUGGCGUCACAAUACAAAGAUUGUGACGGGAGAAUAAGAUGUCCAUGUGUCAGAUGCAUGAAUCUUAGACUGCAAACUUUGGAUGUCGUUCAGGCACAUAUAUUCGAUCGGGGUUUCCACCAGAGUUAUGAACAAUGGAUUUACCAUGGGGAAGUCGAGGAAGAUGUUGAUGAUGAAGGGGUGGAUGAGAAUGAGCCCAUGGAUGAGAUGCGAGACAUCGUUGACGAUUUCCUUUUACCGAACAACGCUGAAGAAGCUAACAGUGGAAUAGGUCAGUACUAUGAUGAGUUAUUCGACGAAAUUAAAACUGAGUUGUAUCCGGGUUGUGAUUGGAAAAGUAAGCGGCACGCCCACUUCAAAAAGUUCUACAAAGGACCAGAUGAUUGGGAUGAGGUCCUAAAGAAUCCACCUAAAGAUGUUAACGCCGAUGAGUGGAAACAAAUUUGUGAGUUUUUCAGGAGUCCGAAGUUUAUUGCGCGCUCAGUGAAGAACAAAAUAAACCGAGACCAAGUGAAGUACUCUACAACACAAGGCACGAAAUCAUUAGCGGUCACUUGUCACGAAAAAGUUAAGUUGAAGUCAACUCUUGAAGCUGAGACUCAACAGACAGUUGAAUCUGGUACCGAUGAUUCUUCCUCGAUCGAUCAAAUGAAGAUACUAAGUAAAGUUCUUGGUGAAGGGCGAGGCCACCAGCGAGGAGUUGGCCGCAAAUUAAAGAGAAAAUCGUUAACCCGUCCCUCUCAAAGAUCUCAGUCUCAGGCACCACCUCAACAGUCGACUGAGGAAAUACGUGAAUUGGUUGAUAUUUUGAAGGUCAUGAAUGAACAGCUUCAGCACGUGUAUCAGCAGCUUCCACCUGAAAAACGUCCGGCAAAAGACGUGGAGAUGCAGAAUACAUAUCAGCGGUUUUUCGAGAAGUAUGUAGGCUCGUCUUCUAAAACUCAGACACAACACAUGUCUCAAGCUUUAGCUUUUCAACCUUCACCAGGCCAUCCCAACACAUCUGCACCAAUUUUGCCAUCUCAACCUUCGGCUCAGCCAUAUAUGUAUCAAUGGUCGAUGCCUCCGUACCCUCAAGCUUAUCAUCCUCAUAUGAGUAGGCCUUCGUCCCAACUCCCGCAUCCUCAUAUGAGUGGAUUGUUGUCUCAACCUCCGUCAUAUCCUUAUCCUUAUCCAUACAUAUAUGGACCUAAAGGAUCAUCGUUACCUCUACAGUAUCCAUGGUCGAUGCCUCCGCACACACCUCAGGCACCGCCGCCACUGCAGGCACCGCCGCCACCGCAGGCACUAGAAGAAGGGGACAAUACAGAUAACGCCGAGGGUUGAGAUAAUUUAUAUAUUAUUGUAUUAAACAAUAACUUUUAAUUAAUAUAUUAUUGUAUGAAUAUUUAAUUUGAAUAAUAUUGUAUUAGUUGUGUAAUUUGAAUAAAUUAUUAAUUUUUGUUUUUUGAUCAAGAAGAAAGGAU